Triticum urartu is the source of this 606-nucleotide messenger RNA. Its product is annotated as CSL zinc finger domain-containing protein. The record is from RefSeq and is a predicted model, not a curated record. NCBI's taxonomy places the organism in Eukaryota, Viridiplantae, Streptophyta, Magnoliopsida, Poales, Poaceae. Gene Ontology annotation, molecular function: metal ion binding. Gene Ontology annotation, biological process: protein histidyl modification to diphthamide. Gene Ontology annotation, cellular component: cytosol.
ACGUUCUCCACUUUGCCCCCUCGCACGCGGCCUCUGCCUUCCUUCCUUGCGCUUGCGGCGGCGGCGCGAAACCAUCGGAGGACUUUUGCCGGGGGAGCGAGUUAGGGUUUGUGCCGCGGCGGCGCGCGAGGAUGUCGGCGUACGACGAGGUGGAGAUCGAGGACAUGGAGUGGAGCGAGGAGCUGGGGGCGUACACGUACCCGUGCCCCUGCGGCGACCUCUUCCAGAUCACGCUCGCCGACCUCCGCCUCGGGGAGGAGAUCGCGCGCUGCCCCUCCUGCUCGCUCUUCCUCACCGUCGUCUACAACGAGGAGGACUUCGCCGACGCCAAGGAGCCCCCGCAGAAGCCGCCGGCCGCCGCGCAGCCCGUCGCCGUCGCCUGAGCGGCGCGCACCGCACCCCCCGUGGGUGGCUCGUCGGCAUGGACGGACGAUGGGAUCAGAAUCAUAGCUUGGAGAGGAAGAGAGAGAAUCACUGCAUACGCGGGAGCAUCUGUACUUGUACUUGUAGAAUGAGAAAAAUCGCAGCAUCGUAUCAACUUUUGGUUGUUGAACUGAAUUUAUCUGUGUGUACCCACUCAGUUGUUACAAAGGCAAUUUUUUGUUA